This is a messenger RNA of Olea europaea var. sylvestris, 469 nucleotides long. Its product is annotated as transcription factor PRE6-like. The record is from RefSeq and is a predicted model, not a curated record. NCBI's taxonomy places the organism in Eukaryota, Viridiplantae, Streptophyta, Magnoliopsida, Lamiales, Oleaceae. The coding region runs from base 1 to 291 and encodes 96 amino acids. The transcript has 2 exons. Gene Ontology annotation, molecular function: protein dimerization activity. Gene Ontology annotation, biological process: regulation of growth; regulation of DNA-templated transcription.
AUGGACUCAAGAGUGAUGGCACCACCAGAACAGCAGUAUGAGCGAGGAGAAAUAAAUGAAGGAGAUUUGCCAGUAUCAAUGUUCCUGACACUUAUGGCAGCACAUAUGCGCUCCAGUAUCGUGUAUCCAGAUUUUGGGGUAUCGGCUUCGAAGGUCUUGCAGGAGACUUGUAACUAUAUUAAGAGCUUACACAGAGAGGUCGAUGAUCUGAGUAAUCGACUAUCGUCGCUUUUGGAGUCGACCGACAGCGAUAGUGCUCAAGCAGCCAUAAUUAGAAGCUUGCUAAUGUGAUAGCAAACUUUAACGUCCCCGAAUUUUGUUUCAUUCUUGUCUAGGGUUUGGUCACUAGAAUAGGCCAGCUUAAGAGUUUUGGGUUGGAUCCUUGUUUUAUCCUUGCGUAUAUGUAUCAUUUCAGGGACUUUGCAUUGGCUAAGUCAUAUCUAAUAUAAGUAUAAACUAAAUGAACUUU